UCCACUACCAGGCUGGAGCCUCCGGCAGCACAGCACGCAACACACUGACAGCUGCGACCGACUCACAACCAAGGGGGGAAAGAUGGAGCACAGAGACGACGGCUUCAACAUAUUGCUAGCGACCGACUCAUACAAGGUAACACAUUACAAACAGUAUCCUCCCAACACGAGUAAAGUGUACUCCUACUUCGAGUGCCGUGAGAAGAGGACAGAUCCCACCAAGAGCAGAAAAGUCAAAUAUGACAAAACCGUCUUCUACGGCCUUCAGUACAUCCUCAACAAAUACCUAAAAGGAAAGGUAGUGACCCCAGAAAAGAUCCAGGAGGCGAAGGAGGUAUACAGAGAACACUUCCAGGACGAUGUUUUCAAUGAGAAGGGGUGGACGUACAUUUUGGAGAAAUACAAUGGACACCUGCCUAUUGAAAUCAAGGCGGUGCCAGAGGGGAGCGUCAUUCCUCGAGGCAAUGUUCUGUUCACAGUGGAGAGCACAGACCCUGAAUGCUACUGGCUCACCAACUGGGUGGAGACCAUCCUGGUUCAGAUCUGGUACCCCAUCACUGUGGCGACCAACUCCAGAGAGCAGAAGAAGAUCCUCGCCAAGUAUCUCCUGGAGACUUCUGGGAACUUGGAUGGACUAGCGUAUAAACUGCAUGACUUCGGCUACAGAGGCGUCUCCUCACAAGAGACUGCAGGCAUUGGGGCCUCCGCCCAUCUGGUCAACUUCAAGGGCACGGACACGGUCGCUGGCAUCGGAGUCAUUAAGAAAUACUACGGCACCAAGGACCCUGUGCCAGGCUUCUCAGUGCCUGCAGCAGAGCACAGCACCAUCACAGCGUGGGGGAAGGACCAUGAGAAAGAUGCCUUUGAGCACAUCAUCAAACAGUUCCCCAGCGUGCCCGUAUCCAUCGUCAGCGACAGCUACGACAUCUACAACGCCUGUGAGAAGAUCUGGGGAGAAGACCUUCGGUCGCUGAUAGAGGCACGCAGCGCAGAUGCUCCGCUGGUUGUCCGACCAGACUCAGGAAACCCGCUCGAUACAGUUUUGAAGGUUUUGGAGAUCCUGGGUAAGAAGUUUCAUCCAGAGGAGAACUCCAAAGGUUUUAAGGUUCUUCCUCCUUACAUCAGAGUCAUCCAAGGAGACGGAGUUGAUAUCAACACACUGCAAGAGAUCGUGGAGGGUAUGAAGCAACACAGGUGGUCCAUUGAGAACAUUGCCUUCGGCUCCGGAGGCGCUCUGCUGCAGAAACUGACCAGAGAUCUGCUCAACUGCUCCUUCAAAUGCAGCUAUGUGGUCACCAACGGACUCGGGGUGAAUGUGUUCAAGGAUCCAGUGGCGGACCCCAACAAGAGGUCAAAGAAAGGUCGCCUGUCUCUGCACCGAACACAGAGUGGCGAGUUUGUCACCCUGGAGGAGGGCAAAGGUGACCUGGAGGAGUAUGGCGUGGACCUGCUGCACACGGUCUUUCAGAACGGGAAGAUCGUGAAGACAUACACUUUUGAUGAAGUCAGAGACAAUGCCAAGCUCACAGAAAGUGAGCUUGAAUUGAGCGACUAAACCCCACCCCCCACCACCUUCCACCCUAACCCCGAAACAAACCCCCCUCAACCCUUCACCUUUUGGCCUCUGACGCCACCCCAGAAAAUGGAGGUGGCGUGCACUGCUAAUAGAUCCCACUCCCAAAGCUUGAGAACCCCCAGAAACGUUCCUAAAACCCAAGACUCCCUUAAAAUUCACGGAUCUUCACCCUCAGUUCCAAAAUGCUGCUGUUGGCUCUCCAACAGAAUUGAGGGGGAAAUUUGGAAACUCACACACCACUGAUGAACGGCAAACACCCCAUAAGUGUGAGAGGAAAGAAAAACAGAAGAGUGUGAGAGGUACUGUGAGCGACAGGAAUGAGAUAAGUUGCAAUUAUGACGAUAAACCAUGCGUUCACUCCACACGUGCCACCAACCCAAAACUGAACCUCGGCAUGUUGCACUGAUAGGCUACACAUAUUGCAACGUAAGAAUGUGAUUGGCUGCUGUGAGGCAGUGUGUCAGCAGACUUUUUUUUUCUAUGCCGACACAAAUGAGACGAUUGUGAGUGAGCUCCUGGCGGCCGCAUGUGGAGUGAACCCACGGCGAGUCGAAGUGAGAAAGAUGAUGACAGAGAAAUAUGAAGCCACACCCACACCAAUGACUGCGCCCCGUGUAUUGUGUAUAGAACUGUUUAGAAAAAAAAAUACAUGUCUGAAUCUACUUAGCUUUGUCUUUUAUGUGAAGGAAGAAAAACGAUGAUCAUGGUAUGUAACGGUGCACCGAUAACAUUGACUAACAUUGCUUCUCCUUUGAAACACAGAAUAUCGCGAACACUUUAACCAUGGGUGAUGAGGGAAUUCAUUUCCCCUCAGUUUUCUUGCUUUUAAUCAGUAGUGACGGCCCCGAAUAUAAAAGGCCGAAAUCUGUCAAGUACGACCUGAAUAUUUUAUACUCUUACUCCGCCAAAUAAAAUGUUAUGGGUGCAUCCUUGAAGGUAUAUAACUGAUCAUCUAAUCGCCAUUAUGUUGGCCACAGAGCAUUCACAUCAUGAAGGUCCAAUUACAAAUUCAGUCCACCGAUAUACACCGAUCAGUCAUAACAUUAAAACCGCCGACAUGUGAAGUGAAUAACAUUGAUCAUCUUGUUACAGUGCAUUGUUCUGCUGGGAGACCUUUGGUCCUCGCAUUCAUGUGGAUGCCCCUUUACGCACUCCACCCACCUAAACAUUGUUAUAUACAAAGCACCCCACUCAUUGCAACAGUACCCCUGAUGGAAGUACCACCCCAGCAUGGCAACGCACCAUGCCACACCACAAAAACUGCUCAGGAAUGGCCCAAGGAAUGUGACAAAGAGCUCAAGGCAUCGACCUAGCUUUCCAAUUCCCCAGAUCCCAAUCUGAUUAAGCAUCUGUGGGACAAACCGGUACCUGGCCUCGACAGGUCAGAGCCAUGUCCGAUCUACGGUGGAGCCUCUGACCUGUCGAGGCAUAGAGACAGGACCUCCUGUGUUGUCGGGCAUCAGGGCGUUGUUGACGGAUCCUUUGAGUCCUGUGGGUUGCGAGGUAAGGUACCCGCAUGCCCAAUGGAUGUUCAUUCGAAUUGGGAUCGGGGAAUUUGGAGGCCCGGUUGACACUUGAGCUCUAAGUCACGUUGUCCUGCCUGGGCACUGCCAUCAGGGAGUGCCAUUGCCAAUAGAGGCGUGUAUUUGGUCUGUAAUGGUGUUUGGGUGGGUGGUGCGUGUCAUGUGGCAUCGUCAUGAAUGCCAGGACCCAAGGUUUUCCAUAAGAGCACUAUACUGUAACUUUUUAAUAGCGCCAAUAAUAAAUGAGAAAAUUAUAAACAGCAAGUUUCCCAUCAAUAGCUUCAGUGUUUCCAGAGCCCCAGAUCUUUAAAAAACUAAUUAAGAUUUGAGUCAAAAGUUUUACGAUUGGGUCUUUACGAUGGUGAAUGCUCUGGAAACCAGUCUUUGCUGUUUAAGACCAAGAGUUGAUGUAAAAGAAGAAAAAAAAUACAUCACAGAAAUUGUCUUCACUGGAAUGAAGAUGAUCUAGCUAUGUGUUUAUGAAAGAUUAUGUGGCUCCUGGGCUGAAGUGUGUGUUAAAUGUUGGUUCUGCUGUGUGUGCGUGUGCGUGUGUGUGUUUGGAUCUGUGUGUGUGUGUGCGCUGAGAUUUUCUUCCUUUAAAGGAUUGUGUAGUAUUCCUUUUAUGCAAAUGUUCUUGUUGAUUGGGGGAAUAGAGAACACUCUUCCUUUUACUUUGCCAGCCUUUUCUUCUGAAAGGAGACACAGCGUUGUGACGAACGAUACAGUAGUGAGUGUGUUUUUUUUUCUUUGGGCAAUGUAAUAGAGAAAAAUCAAGAGGCAGAAAAGCGAGACUUGGGAUCUUGAAUCACCCCCUGACGGCAAUGUACCGGCCAUGCUUUGGCAGUUGGUGGUGCACAGUUGCUGCUCAGCGAAACGCUGCCCUUGGUAUCACUGCCUUAACUCGUAACAAGCGAGAAACUUCAGCAGCGGUGUUUCUGGAAACGUGUAAAUGCGCCCAGCGAUGUUUGGAUUCGUUGCCCAGGCACAAAUGGGAUCUUGCUGAUAAUGCCUUUUGGAGUUAAUUAUCGUCCCAUUCAGAGCAUCUCAGUGGAGUGUCACUCCUGUUUGCAGGUGUGUUUAGUCACAUUGCUGAGUUGGCCUUUUCAGAGUGAAGGGAUUUUUCUGUCGCAGCGCAAGGAGGGAUUUAAGAGGAGCUGGUGACAUCACAGGAAAGACUUUUCAGGCUGAAUAGUGAGCACUGCGUUCUUCCUACCAAUCUUUGAAUGUGUCUAGUGCUUUAGUUUGUGACCAAAUACCUGCAAAAUUAACAACAUUCCUAUCAGCCCCAGCUGUAUAGAGAGGUCAAGUCCCUCCCCUUCCGGCAAACCAACAUGGGACUUUAUUUGGAAACAGUAUGUAUGGUAGUUAGGUGGAGAGGGGCAAAUAGUUGUUUGGAUUGUGCCACUGGGUUACACAGCUGAUGUUUGUCCAAAAAAAAAAAAAAAGAUCAUACCCUCACUUCUGACUGCUGUACUUAUUACUGAUCAUGGAGAAAAUGGUCUUUGGGCCGCAGGGAAUUUUGACAAAAUUGGAAGCAAGGCCGAGCUGCUUCUAUGGUGGCCUGGUGCAGCCCUACUCAUUAGCAAAUGCUGACACGCUAAACUAAAAUGGUGAACAUGAUGAAUUUACCUGCUGAACUUUAGCAUGCUAGCAGGUUGACAUUAGCAUUUAGCUCAAAGUAUCGUCUCACAGAGCUUUCUCUUAAAACUUUUAAAACACACACAGUGUGCUAAGUGUUCUCGUCCCCGAACAGUUUCACUGGAGCUAUUUAGACCUUAGGUGACUUUAUCUGUUUGUUCUCACGCACACUGACCCUGCAAGUUCUCUGUGAUUUUAGGAAAAACCUCGACGAAGCCUGUGAUGUCACCGACUCCCGUCUCUCGCCUCUCGCUCAGACCAACCUGCUUAAACACAAGACAAGCUGGUAAACAACACAGCUACUGAAACAAUGACACACUGUUUCCUUUAUUUUCCAACUGUCGCCACUGUCAUCCGUCAGAUCAUUUGUUUUCCAGUUCCAGAGUAUCGACACAACAACACAGUUGUCGUUUUCUUUUCCCAGUUAUGUGGUGCAUUUAAGUAAAAUUCUGAUUUUACUAUUUUGAUACUGUCUCGGUUCUUACCUCAGAGAAAUAUUAUUUUGUAUGACAAGGGAGAAAAAAAGAAAUGCCAGAAACAUGGCAGUAAAUAUCCUUACUACAAACGAUGCGGCCAUACUGCCUUCUCACUUGUACAUACCACAAAUAGUUUGACUGAAAGCAGAGAGGCAGGUUAGGGAAACGACCACGCUAUAGAGUAGGUUCAUUUUUUUUUCUUCUUCUUCUUCUUUUAUUCGUCAGAACGACCGUUUUUGUACCAACAGAAGAAUAUCCAAACCUGCUUGACUGAACUGGCAGUGUGACUGUUUUUUGUGAGUGUCAAGCUUUUAGCUUCUGUGUGUGUGUGUGUGUGUGUGUGUGUGUGUGUGUGUGUGUGUGUGUGUGUAGUCCUGUGUGAAUGCAUCGUGUGUGCGUGAUGGAUGACAAACUGUUUGUGAAUACUUUUUUUUCUUUAUGUUGUUGUUGUUUUACUCGUAUGUAUAUGUUGGUUGUCCCAAAUUCUCUCCCAACACAACUGAUAUUUUAACUAACAUAACUUGCUAUAUUGUCAACAAUACAUUGAUUAAAGAUGCCACCCUGUCA
Molecule: messenger RNA, 5780 nt
Organism: Epinephelus moara (kelp grouper)
Lineage: Eukaryota; Metazoa; Chordata; Actinopteri; Perciformes; Serranidae
Gene: nampt1
Product: nicotinamide phosphoribosyltransferase 1
Exons: 11
Coding region: 83-1555 (490 amino acids)
Biological process (GO): NAD+ biosynthetic process
Molecular function (GO): nicotinamide phosphoribosyltransferase activity
Source: RefSeq, a predicted model, not a curated record